AUGGACCAUGGUGGAUGGGAAAGGCCCUUAAUCAAUUAUGGGAAGGACCACGGGGGAUGGGAUAGCCCCGCAAUCAAUUCAGGGAAGGACCACGGUGGAUGGGAAAGGCCCAUAAUCAAUUAUGGGAAGGACCACAGGGGAUGGGACAGGCCCACAAUCAAUUCAGGGAAGGACCACAGUGGAUGGGAAAGACCCAUAAUCAAUUAUGGGAAGGACCACAGGGGAUGGGAUAGCCCCGCAAUCAAUUCAGGGAAGGACCACAGUGGAUGGGAAAGACCCAUAAUCAAUUAUGGGAAGGACCACAGGGGAUGGGAUAGCCCCGCAAUCAAUUCAGGGAAGGACCACGGUUGA
Molecule: messenger RNA, 351 nt
Organism: Suillus discolor
Lineage: Eukaryota; Fungi; Basidiomycota; Agaricomycetes; Boletales; Suillaceae
Exons: 1
Coding region: 1-351 (116 amino acids)
Source: RefSeq, a predicted model, not a curated record